UCAUGAUCACAUGACCUCUGAACAUCCAAAAUGGCCGCCGUAGUUGCUAAUGAAAACAAGUGAAGUUCGACUAAAAGUUUUCUUCCAAUUAAACCUAAUAGUCGAGACGAAUGGCUCAAAACAGCCCGUUCAGACCUUCUUCAGGUCGCCGUGCAGCUAGACAGGAAACCUUUUCCUCAGCUGUGAGCAGUAACUGCAGGUUACGACAGGUGCAGUCUUUACUCCAACCCAGCAAAGACCCCAGGCAGUCCCAGCUGGAUGCUGUAUUGUGUAUCCUUGGUGUGGAUGGCAGGCACAGCGAUGGAGCCCGGGAGCUGGCCAACUAUGUUCUCUUCGGUUUAUAUGACUACAAGAACAUCAAGAGGUCUAACCUUCCAGAAGACACUGUUGAUGACAUGAUGCUCCUGAUCAGACAAGAUGGUGUUCGCAUAUACUGUAACCCUGUCAACUACCCAUACCUGCUGCCUUACAUUGCACACUGGAAGAACCUACAGAUCUUCUGUAUGGCGGAAGACAAGUACCAUGAGGAUGAGGAGGAGGCUGAGGAGUACAAGAUCAGGAGUUUUGUGGCCAUGAUGGAAGGGAGCAACAGAGUGGGGCUGCCUUACAGCUCUAGAUUUAAUCAGCAACAGUUCAGCCCAAUGGUCAUAGAGAAGUGGCCUAUUAUACAGGCAUUUGCCCUGGAAGGGUUUGGAGGUGGAGGAUUUUUCACCAUGAAGCAUGAGGUGUUUGAUGUCAGCAGUAGACUGGAGCACAUCUACACCAGGCUGGACCCCAUUGGACUGGAGAACCUGGUCACAGAGCAACUGUCCCAGUUUGAACAGCAGUGGACUUCAUUGAUCAAGAAUAUUGAUGUUGAAAGCCCUGCCCAGAGAGCAGUCUUGACAGAGAGCAAAGUUGGAGAGCCAUUCCAGAGUUACUACACCCAUGGCAUGCAAGCAGGCGGUGCUGGAGGGCGGAGACGGGCCUUUGUGCUGUUUGGGACUCGUACGGGCGGAGCAGGGGCAGGUGGACAGGGCGCUGAUGGGGUCAUUGGCAGGGCAGGUGUCAGGGGAGGGCCAUCUCUCCACAUGGCUUGUCAGGCCAUCUCACCUCGGGGUCCACUCAGCUGUGCUAGAACCUACUUCUUCAGCAGUGGACAUUUCCCAUACCCAGUAAGCGGAGGAACUGGCAUGCCUAGAACUGAGGAAAAGAACAUGGAUCUCAGGUUGCUGUCUACCAUGUACCUGGUAGCAGUUGAUGCUGUUCUGGCUGCCAUUGACAAAUACAGCAAGACUCUGAGUGUUGGAGCUGCAAGGAAGACAGUUCUAGAUGUGCUGAAAGAUGCAGUGGACCGACACCAGCUGCCUCUCGGGAGUGCCUUUGCAUCAUCCAAGAAUCCUAUUGAUUUCACAAUUGAGGAGGUAGACAUGCAUGGGUGCUCCCAGGCAGCUGAACAGGGAGCAUCAUCUCACCUCGUUAAAACUGCAUUCCUGUCCUUCAACGACAUUCCCAGUGUAGAACACUCAGGAGAGUCCCUGGGCUCUGUCACCUUCGCUGAGUCCUUCCUGGUGUCCAGCCUUUCUGUCAUCAACCAUGAUGGCUCCAAAACAGUUGACAGUUGCUACACGGUGUUGACAGCAAACAUUCCCCGUUACACCACCUGGAUGACCAGUCAAGAGGAGACUAACCGGUCUGAAGCAGUAGAGACUUUAGUGAAGACACCAUCUGUGGACGUUUUGGGGAAACCCCUCCUCCAGGGGGAGCAGGUGCAGCUGGUGGUGGCAACUAAAUACUGCUUCUCACAAGAAGGUCAGCUGCACAUUUUCGAGAGAGGUUUGGUGUUCCUUCAGCCACACUGGGGCGCCCUCAUCCUGCCCAGAACUGAACUGCAGAGUGUUCUCUUCUAUGAUGGGGACUCCCGUACCGUUGUGGCCAUGUUGGUCCUGACCUACAGACCAGACAUGCUGGGCUUCCUGCCUGCCCAGGUCCAGAACCCUGACAACAGGCUUGUCAUCGUCUUCAACCCCAGCACUCGAGCUUACAAGACAUUCAUCACAGAGGUUCUGUCAGCUUGGCAGGAGAAGGAAGAGAUGGGACAGGCCCACUUACAGGUGGUCAAGGAGCUACCAGCUGACCUGGCUUCUCUCCACUCCCAGCUGCAGAAGAGACUGGAGAUGAUGCUGACUCAGCCCUCUGCUCUGAGGAAGGCCAUGGUGAACCUGCCUGAUCUAAAAAGGUUCCUGCCCCACUCCUCAGCCAGCUGCUUGCUGCAGACCCCCGUCCCUGCCUCUGACCUGGCUGUGCUGCUGGACCAGGCUGAGGAGGAGCCCAUGGACCUGGAGCCCAACAUGGAGGAGAUUAUUGUGACCAUCCUGACUGGAAUCCCAGGGAGUCACAAGGACAACCUGUGUACAAGUCUGGUCAACAUCAACAAGGAGCAUGGCAGGUGGGUAGUGUUGCGACAGCCCAUUGAGAUUACAGAAGGGUUUGAUGCAGACAGCCUGCAGGCCUCACUCAGCGCAGCAGUCACAGCUCAGAGGAGACGGGCGGCCAAGGCCUCUGCUGCAGGGAAGAAGAAGAUGAGAGCUGUCAUCGUCACUCCAGGGUUUACAGAUGUGCUGGAUGUGGUGCUGGCCGUUCUGUGCCACCCUGACCCUGAGGUGCGCAGCAGGCUGAAGGUUGGAGCAGUCACCGCCUGUGUGGAUCCCAUGAACACUUUCCUGGAGGACAGGUUUCUGUUUCCCAAAGUGCUGGAUCAGUGUGCUCCAGGUUGGGUGAACAACAUAGUCUUCACCAGUUGCACCGAGGUACAGAACCCCCAGCUGGAGGUCACACAGCACCUGAUCCGAGCCGUCAAUCCUGAUGCUGCCUUUGUCCUGGCAGAGAGGGGAGAGGUCACUAGGUCAGAAGAUGUCGAGCUGAUCCUGUCUGAGACCUUGUUCAGUCAGCCCAAGAUGGCCCAGCUCAGGCACCUGGGUACAUCAGGAUGGUCCCAAGGCCAGGUGCAGUCUUUCCCACCCUCCCCCACCAUGCAGGAUGUCUGUAUCUACUUCUCACUGCCCCUGGACAGGGUCAAGUUCCAGGCCAAGUGCAAAGCUCUGAAGUCAGCCCUAUCACCCUACCCAUUCCACGGUAACGUGUACUGCACCAAGGGGCAUGUCCAGUUCCUGGACUCACCCAAGCAGUAUGAGGUCAUCCACGUGACCAAGAGUGGUUACCUGUCCAUGGUUGCCUCGGAGACGGAACACGACACCGUGGACGGAGACUUCUGUAUGGUGUUCACAGGCUGUGGGCUGCAGGAGGACGUGCUCAAGACCUGGCUCAGGGCUUGCACCAGACAGAAACCAGAGAAGAAGGCUUACAGGACAGAAGACAGCCUGAGCAAGCAGGAGAUAGCAAACAUUCAUAGGAAGCACCACCUGGAGCCCCUGCCUGCAGGAUGGUACUACAAUGGGACCAGCUACAUCAGUAUGGACGGGCAGAAGGCAGACAAGCACCCACACAUGGACCAGUUUGUAGCAGACUACCUCCGUCAGGUUAACGCAGGCAUUGACAACUACAACAAGAGGAUCAACUCCAAGGAGUACACUGACUUAUUCACCAAGAAAUGAGUCUUGCUAGUGCUACUAUUUUGUCAAUGUAUCAUUUCAUUCAGAUCAACUGGAUAUAAACAUUUCAUCAGCUAUGGAUGUUCCUAUCAAGCAUGACAUUGAAUGGCUGUCCUUACAUUGCUGUAUUUUGUGCCUUCUUUCCUAUGAAUUGUUAUGUGUUAAUAGUACAGAACUUCUGACCAGCAUAGUUACUUGUUUACCUUAAAUUCUUGCACUGUACUGGCCAGAUUAACUUCGUUACAUUCCAACCAGCAGUGCCUUUUGUGGGAUUACUUAAAAUGUAUUUCAUUGUUUAAAAAAUAAGACUGUCAGUACAAGUGACGUAGCUGAUAUGUAUCUGUGUGAUGUUUUGAGCACAAGUGUGACACUCUAUUAUAGUACAGUACAAUGUUGUGUUUUUGGGUGAUGGUUGUUUUGUGCAGCAGAGGUGUUGCCACCUAUUUUGGACAAAUGUUGCUUAAUCUUAGUUACAACUGCUAGAUAGUAAUACACCCAUUCUUUAACAAAUGUGACAAGGAUGUUGUCUGUAACUUGCAGUUGGCACCACCAGAACAACGUUGUCAAGACUUCAUUGGCAAAAUAAGUUUAGUAUUUUGACUCCAUUAGUUGAGCUGUUAUCACUGUAAGAUCUAUUUGAGUGGAGAAUUCUGAUUUUGCAAAGUGGCUGAGGUUGUAUAUUUUUGUGUGACACUGAUUAUAUAGAAUAUAUGGCACACUUUGAAGUUGAGUAGUUUUAUAUAAGGAUGCAUUAAUUUCAUGUUAUAGGGAAAUGUCAUUUCCUACAAGUUUAUGACAAUUUGUGUGAGUUUGCUGUUAGAGAGUUGGGCUAUACAGUUGAGUAUCUUGAGUAAAGAGUAUUGGAAUGUAGCCAAACUACUGCAUGAAUUCUUUGAAUUGUAAUUCACGUUGGAGUGCCUGGAUGUUAUUCCUAUUUCCUGCAGUAUGUAUCUGUGGUCACUUCUCACCAAGGUUCUGAAUGAUUCUAUACAUGUAUAGGGUGCAGUGUGCAUCUAAUGGUUGUAUCGAAUACAUUUACUGUGUGAAAGAAA
Molecule: messenger RNA, 4642 nt
Organism: Branchiostoma floridae (Florida lancelet)
Lineage: Eukaryota; Metazoa; Chordata; Leptocardii; Amphioxiformes; Branchiostomatidae
Exons: 38
Coding region: 111-3593 (1160 amino acids)
Source: RefSeq, a predicted model, not a curated record